AUGGGCCAACCAAAAAGUAAUAGUAAUAAUAUCGAUAAACCCACCACCAACAACCCUGCAUUGGCAGCGGCCGAAAAGAAAUACCAGCGCGGCAAACCAGUUCCGUUCAAAAGAGUCAGAAGUGGAAAACUUCGAGGAAAAUUAGAACGACAAGAAGAAAAAAUUCGCGAUGCAGUGCAAUCGGCUGCAAGAGCCGAGUUGCUGCUUGGUGAAGAGGCCGGUUUUCUGGAAUCCGAGGGAAUCGAAAAGACAUACAACUAUAGACAGGAGCAGCUGUCAAAGGAAGUGGACAUCAAUACCUCACAAAAGAUCUUCUCACUCGAUUUACCCGAUCAUGGACCCUACAACGUCGAUUAUACUCGUAACGGCAGACAUUUGCUUAUUGGUGGUAAAACUGGUCAUUUGGCUGCAUUUGACUGGCAAAGUGGCAAGCUGCACUUUGAGGUCCAUGUCAAUGAAGCUGUGCGCGACGUCAAAUGGCUUCAUAACGAAACUAUGUUUGCUGCAGCACAAAAGCAACACGUUUUCAUUUACGACAACAGCGGUUUGGAAAUUCAUCGGUUAAAAAAGCACAGCGAUGUCAACAAGCUCGAAUUCUUGCCGUAUCACUAUCUGCUUGCUUCUGUUGGCAACGCAGGUUAUCUUAAAUACCAGGAUACAUCUACGGGCCAAUUAGUUUCUGAAUUACGAACAAAGCUUGGUUCUUGUGGCACCAUGGCACAAAACCCCUGGAACGCAAUUAUACAUUUGGGCCAUGCAAACGGUGCUGUCACAUUAUGGUCCCCCAAUAUGUCCAGUCCAGUGGUUAAAAUGCAAUGUCAUCGAGGCAACGUGCAGGCACUAGCAAUCGAUCCUACAGGCCGAUACAUGUCUACGGCAGGUUUAGACGGUCAGUUAAAGAUCUGGGAUGUCCGAAAAUACGAAGUUUUACAAGAAUAUUACACACCACGACCGGCAACGUCAUUAUCUAUAUCUCAGCGAGGAUUAUUGGGUGUUGGUUGGAGUACACAUGUGUCUGUAUGGAAAGACGCAUUUUUGACCAAACAAAAUUCACCCUACAUGAACCAUAUCCAACCAUCAUCAGCCAUCCGUGACAUACAAUUUGUUCCAUACGAAGAUGUACUCGGUUUUGGUCACGCUAAGGGUGUUUCCAGUAUUGUCGUGCCUGGUGCUGGUGAACCCAACUUUGACACGCUUGCUGCUAACCCAUACCAGACCAAGAAACAACGACAAGAGGCUGAAGUGCACGGUCUAUUGGAUAAAUUGCAGCCAGACAUGAUCACAUUGGAUCCUACGAACAUUGGUCGAUUGACGCGCAUGUCUAAGGAGGAAGUUAUGCGUGUGCGCAAGAGCGAAAAGGAAGAAGAUGAGGCUACUCGAUACGAGAAGCUGCGGAAAAGAACGAAGAAACACCUUAAGCGUCAUGAAAAUGUUAUUGAAGCCCGAAAGAUUGAAAUUAGCGAAAAGUUCGAGCAGGAGAAGCAAAAACGCAUUGCAGCAAAAGAAAAACCAAAGCCAUUUACAGCAUUGGACAUAUUCAAAUAAACUUGCAGCAUACACUUUCCUCAUCCAAUGUUUUAUAGACGCUGUCUAUCCAGUGAAGAAAAGUGUUUAUGAUAGAGAUAGACCUAGCUCAGAUUGGAGUAGUUUUACUUUUAUAAGUAAUGGGAGACCAGAAUAUGUAGCGAAACUUCACAUGUAUGCCCUUCUUCUGCAAAGGUUGACUAACAUGUAGGGGGAACUAUCAAUCUUGGACGAUGGGACACCUUGGAUCUUGUAACAUGCGUCAACACCACCAAGAGCU
Zychaea mexicana is the source of this 1804-nucleotide messenger RNA. Its product is annotated as WD40-repeat-containing domain protein. NCBI's taxonomy places the organism in Eukaryota, Fungi, Mucoromycota, Mucoromycetes, Mucorales, Lichtheimiaceae. The record is from RefSeq and is a predicted model, not a curated record. The coding region runs from base 1 to 1545 and encodes 514 amino acids. The transcript has 8 exons. Gene Ontology annotation, cellular component: small-subunit processome; 90S preribosome; nucleolus. Gene Ontology annotation, molecular function: protein binding. Gene Ontology annotation, biological process: maturation of SSU-rRNA from tricistronic rRNA transcript (SSU-rRNA, 5.8S rRNA, LSU-rRNA).